This is a messenger RNA of Doryrhamphus excisus (bluestripe pipefish), 1698 nucleotides long. RefSeq names its product BUD13 homolog (gene bud13). Gene Ontology annotation, cellular component: RES complex; U2-type spliceosomal complex. The record is from RefSeq and is a predicted model, not a curated record. NCBI's taxonomy places the organism in Eukaryota, Metazoa, Chordata, Actinopteri, Syngnathiformes, Syngnathidae. Gene Ontology annotation, biological process: mRNA splicing, via spliceosome. Gene Ontology annotation, molecular function: RNA binding.
CCCGUAGUGAGUCGUCUACGUCAAGAUGGCGGCUUCCACUGUUAGCAGCAAAGGGGCUGAAUUAUCCAAAGCGGAGUAUCUUAAACGCUAUUUAUCGACAGAUGAUGACGCUAAGAAGUCAAAGGGGAAAAAGAAGCGACGAAAGGUUGCGGGAAAAGGGCUAAAGAUUGUGGAUGAUGACAUUGACUGGAGACAAAUGGUCAUGGUAGAAGACCAUGGGGGAGAAGAGGACGACGAGGAAGCACCGGUGAUAGCUGAAGUGAUUGAUGAUCGUCCUGAGGAUGUGAGACACAUGGAAGUCUUCAGAAGCAGCUCCAGAUGGAAAGUCAUUGGAGAUGAUGAAAAUAAAGAGGACGACUCCCAGCCAGAAGACUUAUCUGAGCAGACAUCUAACAGAAAGACUCGACACGACUCUCCAGAUAGUUCCCCUACGAGGAGAGCACGCCAUGACUCCCCUGACAUCUCGCCACCUAGAAGGAAACGCCACGAUUCUCCGGAUAUUUCACCUCCCAGGAAGAAACGCCACGAUUCUCCGGAUAUUUCACCUCCCAGGAAGAAACGCCACGAUUCUCCGGAUAUUUCACCUCCCAGGAAGAAACGCCAUGAUUCGCCAGACUUGUCUCCUCCCAGACGACAUGCUAGCAAGUCAGGAAAGAUGCAAAGUAAAGAUUCGUCCCCCGUGAGCCGAAAGCACACUUCCGCAACAAGUCACAGCCGUUCAUUGGCACGCCGUAAUUCGCCAGGAAGUAAGAAACCUCAGACCAGUCGGGACUCAGACUCGGACCAGUCGCCACCACGAAGAGGGAGGCAAAAGGGACAGGCUUCCGACUCAGACCAGUCUCCACCCAGACGGCGGAUGCACGGUGGGAAAGCAUCUGAUGAUGACCUCUCGCCUCCUCGUCGUCCAGGCCAGGCUGAGGGCAGCAGCAUGCUUUCCGGUGGAAAGGCAGGUCUGAUUUCAUCUGAUGUUCUUCGGAAAGAAAAGGAGGAAGAACGCCGCCGGGACGGAAACAACCGGGAGCUGGAAAAUGAGUCCCGCCACGCCCAAACUGUGUUUCGAGACAAGAGUGGAAAAAAGAGGGACUUGGAAUCAGAACGGGAAGAACAGAAGAGGAAAGCUGGAGAAAAAGCAGCGAAAGAUGAGAAAUACGCUCAGUGGGGGAAAGGGCUGGCGCAGGGACAGAUGCAGCAGCAGAGGCUGGAGGACGCGCUGCACGAAGCCCAGAAACCGCUGGCACGUAACUAUGACGACGAGGACCUGGACCGCAUGCUGAGGGAGCAGGAAAGAGAGGGCGAUCCCAUGGCGGCCAUGUUGAGACGGAAGAAGGAGCGCAAGACUCAUGGGGUUAAAGAUAAACCUCAGUAUAAAGGACCACUGCCACCUCCUAACAGAUUCAAUAUUCUACCAGGAUAUCGCUGGGAUGGCGUCAACAGGUCAAACGGUUUUGAGCAGAAGCGCUACACAAGGAUUGCAGAUAAAAAAGCCAUCCAGGAGGAAGCUUAUAAAUGGAGCGUGGAGGACAUGUAGAAACCGUGUUUGUCCUUUUUUUUUUUUUUUAACAAAUCCAAAGCAAGACCAGCUGGAGAUACAAAAAAUACGUAACAUGUACAUAGCAGUGAUGAUAUUUUACUCAUUUUGUAAAUACACAAUCUGGAGAUAUUUCCACUUUUUUUCUUAUUAAAUGAUUUGACUUUGUA